AUGCCUGUUGCAGUAUCGACAGGCUACUAUCGCUUCACUGACAUCUUCUUCGAGUGGCACCAGGUCCUGCCCGAGCCCAAGGACAUCAGCCCGCUCAAGGCCCUCCUCGCCUACGACGCCCUCGUCCACCCCGACCACCCUCUCCGCAAAGCCGGCAUUGACGGCAUCGAGCUCUUCCUCGGGACGUUCCCGAACGGGGAGAUGCGCCUGCUCUUCUCCUCCACCCAGAUCGAGUACAUCCGCUACUGGCUGCACGCCAUGCGCCUCACCGACGCCCCGCUCCCCAUCCCCGCGUCCGACUACCUCCUCCAGUCCUCCGACCUCACCAACUGCUCGCCCUGCGUCUACCGCGACGCCGCCAGCCUCAAGAAGGCAAUCAAGACGAUCGAGAAGAACAACAGGCGCAUGAAGGGCACGACGACCCUGCUCGCCGCGCGCCGCCUCGCGUUCGAGAAGGUGCGCACCCUCUGGGCCGCGCGCGCCGGCACCUGGCUCGCGCUCGACUUCGAGGCCUGGGACCGCGACCACACCGUGCUCACCGAGUUCGGCUGGAGCCUCGUCCGCUGGGACGACCAGCAUGAGCACGAGCAGCUCGCGCAGCGCGGCCAUCUCGUCGUCAAGGAGCACCGCGGGUACACGAACACGUACGUCCCCGAGCGUCGCGAUUAUUACAACUUCGGGCAGAGCGAGGAGGUCAGCAAGCAGGCGUUCAAGGAGCGCAUAUGCGCGCUCGUCGACGAGCACAGCGCGCGCGGCCCGCUCUUCCUCGUCUUCCACGACAACAGCCAGGACAUCAAGUACCUGCGCUCGGACGCGCUGCGCGCGGUCUCCGAGCUCGAGUUCAUCCUCCCCGACGCGCCGCCCGCGCGCGGCGUCUUCGUCGUCGACACCGCGGAUCUCUUCGCCGCGCUCGAGGGCGAGUCCAGCGCGAACCGCCGCGCGCUCGAGCGCGUGUGCAUCCACCUGCAGAUCAAGACCGAGUCCCUGCACAACGCGGGGAACGACGCCCACUACACGCUGCUCGCGAUGCAGAGCAUGGCCGCGGGGGACCCCGUCGACGUGCAGCGCGAGAAGCGCUGGCCGAACCGCACGACGAGCACGGACCCCAAGGUCGCGUUCGAGCCGUGGGAGGAGGACUCGGACUACGACGACUUCGAAGGUCUGAUGCCCCCCGGCGUGCCUGUUGCCCCGGCGGAGGCGGAGGUGGACGCGGACGCGGACGCGGACGCGAGCGGCGACGCGAACGGGGAGGGCACUAACUUUUGGCAGUGA
Sparassis crispa is the source of this 1272-nucleotide messenger RNA. RefSeq lists its product as hypothetical. Gene Ontology annotation, molecular function: nucleic acid binding. The record is from RefSeq and is a predicted model, not a curated record. The transcript is spliced from 7 exons. Lineage: Eukaryota; Fungi; Basidiomycota; Agaricomycetes; Polyporales; Sparassidaceae. The coding region runs from base 1 to 1272 and encodes 423 amino acids. Gene Ontology annotation, cellular component: nucleus.